Metarhizium brunneum ARSEF 3297 is the source of this 1248-nucleotide messenger RNA. It is a transcript of the gene DAL4, whose product is annotated as Allantoin permease. The record is from RefSeq and is a predicted model, not a curated record. Gene Ontology annotation, biological process: nucleobase transport; transmembrane transport. Gene Ontology annotation, molecular function: nucleobase transmembrane transporter activity. Lineage: Eukaryota; Fungi; Ascomycota; Sordariomycetes; Hypocreales; Clavicipitaceae. Gene Ontology annotation, cellular component: plasma membrane.
AUGGCCAUCGGUUUCCCAGGACUCUACCAUCACAUCUCCUUUCCAGUCGCCACCAGAAUAGCUUGGGGCUUCUACGGGUCCAUCUUUGUGGUACUGAACCGUAUUAUCCUGUCGAUUGUAUGGUGCGGUGUUCAGUCGUGGCAAGGCGGACUCAUGACGUACGUCUGCCUUCGCGCCAUUUGGCCAGGUAUAGACAAUCUUCACAACACGGUUCCAGAAAAGACUGGUAUGAACCUGCAGCAAUUUAUUGGGUUUGUUGUUUAUUUCGUCAUCCAGCUGCCGUUUGUGUUUCUUAACCCUUCACGGCUGAGAUACCUCACAUAUAUCGGGAGUGUAUCCGGGUGCAUAGUCCAGGUCAUCCUUGCUGGCUGGGCCUGCGCUACAAUGGGCUCUGGCGGCUUUGGAGAUGUCAUGGCUGACGAAGCAUCUCCUCUUGUCGGUUCACAGGUGCCAUGGGUGGGUGUGUACUCAAUCAGUGUCACCAUUUCCUGCAUGAUCGCUGGAGCACUCAGCACUUGCGAUUAUACGCGUUUCGCAAAACGUCCCGCCUCGGCUCUGUGUCCACAAGCCGUUGGGUUUGCUCCGGCAUGGGUGUCUAAUGUCCUGGGCAUCCUGACCGUGGCUGCUACACAGCAACGAUACGGCGACAGAUUAUGGAGCGUGGCCCAGCUGCUUACUGCCAUGCAGAGUACGAAUCCUGCGACCAAGACUCGCGUUGCUGUAUUUUUUGCUGCUUUCGGCUUCUUUCUAUCACAAGUUUCGCUAAAUGUGAUGGGCAAUACGUUUUCUGGCGGCACUGACAUUGCAUCCCUACUACCAAAGUAUAUCAAUAUUCGGCGUGGGCAGCUCCUUACGGUUUUCCUCGGUCUCGUCAUUAAUCCCUGGUACCUACUUAGUGGUGCUACUAUUUUCGUAUCCGUCAUGUCGGCGUAUGCAGUCUUCUUGCAACCCUUCAUUGGCAUUCUGCUAGCGCAUUAUUUUGUCGUGCAGAAGAGGCGUAUAAAAGUGUCAGAUUUGUAUACUCUGGAUUCUCAGGGAAUUUAUUGGUAUACUUGCGGCGUCAAUUGGCGAUCAGUAGUUGCGUGGGUUGCUGCUGUUGCACCGCACAUACCGGGUUUCCUUAUGACAGUCAACCCGUCAAUUCAAGUUUCAACAGGAGUACUGCAGUUGUACUACCUGUCUUCCAUGACAGGUUUCUUGAUAGGUCAAAACUCCCUGCCUCCGCACGCUAAAGUCAUCUCUAACUAG